AUGGAGUCCAGCGCGCCCAACGCCAGCGACUCGCCUCGCACUUUUGCGAUGCAACACCAGCGCCCCAGGACAAGCUUUGUAGGAUGCUCGCGAAUCACAGAUUACGAUCUCCUUGGGAAGCUGGGUGAAGGUACCUUUGGUGAGGUGCAUCGCGCGAAAUCCAAGAAGACGGGAGCCCAUGUUGCCCUCAAGAAGAUCAUUAUGCACCAUGAGAAAGAUGGGUUCCCCAUCACGGCGCUGCGCGAGAUUAAGCUUCUCAAGCUCUUAUCACACAGGAACGUCCUGCAGCUAGUGGACAUGGCCGUCGAGCAUCCCCAGAGAGCCAGCGACAAGCGCAAGAGGCCAAUCAUGUACAUGGCCACGCCCUACAUGGACCACGAUCUUUCUGGUCUUCUUGACAACCCUUCGGUCACCUUUACCGAGCCUCAGAUCAAGUGCUAUAUGUUACAACUUCUGGAGGGCCUCCGAUACCUGCACGACAACCACAUCUUACACCGCGACAUGAAAGCCGCCAACCUUCUCAUCAACAAUAAGGGCAUCCUCCAGAUUGCAGAUUUUGGUCUGGCUCGACACUACGAGGGACCCACGCCUAAGUCAGGGCACGGUGCUGGGGAGGGCAAGAGGGAGUACACUGGCCUUGUCGUCACUAGAUGGUACAGACCCCCUGAGCUGUUGCUUCACCUGAAGAAGUACACAACAGCCAUUGACGUCUGGGGUGUUGGUUGCGUUUUUGGCGAAAUGCUGGUUGGGAAACCGAUUUUGGCGGGUGAGAGUGACUCUCACCAGCUAGACAUUAUCUGGGACUUGAUGGGAUCACCCACGCCAGAAAACAUGCCCCUAUUCAACACACUUCCUGGCGCCGAGGCCGUUUCCCCGCGUACGAGACCUGGCAGUUUAUCCACAAGAUUUAGAGAAUACGGCUCAGGGGCUAUAUCUCUCCUCAAGGAACUCCUCAGACUCGACUGGCGAUCUCGCAUCAACGCCGCCGACGCCCUGAACCACCCUUACUUUAAGAUGGCCCCCAUGCCAGCGAAUCCCGAUGAUCUCCCGACCUUUGAAGACAGCCACGAGUUGGACAGACGUAAGUUUCACGACCGCAAAGCAGCUUUACCUCCAGCACCCAAGGGCGGGACGGUAGGCAUUGGUCCUGAUGCACACGGUGCCAAUGCCGGCUUCAACAACACCGAGAAUUACUCAAAUCGCAACGGUCUUGGCAGCGCGAGCGUGGGGAACGAGGGCUGCCGCCUAGGCCUCCGCCGCCAGAAUAUGCCAACGGCGGCCCAAUGGAGCGAGACGGCUACCGGGACAGGGAUAGAGACCGACGACCCAGAAGCCGUGGAGGGCCACGGCCAGGACCAGAUGUUGACACCUACAUCCCAAGCUAUGGGAGGGACGACGGCCCACGACACAGGGAUGACCGGCCCCCGCGAGAACGCCGACGCAACAGUAGGGAUGAACGAUGGCAUGAUCGAGACUGGGAUCGCCGGACUAGGAGUCGCAGUCGAUCUCCAAUGA
This is a messenger RNA of Colletotrichum siamense, 1515 nucleotides long. RefSeq names its product Serine/threonine-protein kinase BUR1 (gene BUR1). Gene Ontology annotation, cellular component: nucleus. Gene Ontology annotation, molecular function: ATP binding; cyclin-dependent protein serine/threonine kinase activity. Bases 1 to 1515 code for a protein of 504 amino acids. Gene Ontology annotation, biological process: protein phosphorylation. Lineage: Eukaryota; Fungi; Ascomycota; Sordariomycetes; Glomerellales; Glomerellaceae. The transcript has 6 exons. The record is from RefSeq and is a predicted model, not a curated record.